Cuscuta campestris is the source of this 679-nucleotide messenger RNA. The record is from the annotation of a GenBank genome assembly. Lineage: Eukaryota; Viridiplantae; Streptophyta; Magnoliopsida; Solanales; Convolvulaceae.
ACCUGCCCAUUCAGUACGACGUCUAUAUAUAUCUAUAGCCGUAGUGUAUGUAUGUUCGUACGGAAUAUAAUCAUACGAUGGGAAUUUGCACUUCUUCUCACGUGGUGGGAUGGCCUAGUGGUGGAAGAUCAUUCGUGCCCAAGCCUUCCACGGCGGCGGCGGUGGUGGUCAACGAGAACGGGGAGGUGCAGGAACGUCGGCGGCCGGUGAAAGCGGCCGACGUUCUGUCGGAGAAUCCGAACUGCUUCCUCUCCAACUCGGAGUCGAUGAGCGUCGACUCCGAGAUACCUCAGGUGCGGGGAGACGAGGACCUCGAGAUCGGGCAGCUCUACUUCCUCCUCCCCGUCUCGAAGGCCCGCUCCCCGCUCUCCCUCCAGGACAUGUGCAAGCUCGCCGCCAAUGCCAGCGCCGCCCUCAACGGCUAUUUCUCUCCGGUCGCCGGAGCUGUUUCCCGCCGCCGGGGACUGGGCUUUGACUGUGCGUUGUAACAAAAUUUUAUUAGUACUGCGUACGGGAAGGGAUCAAAUAGCGUAAGACCCGAAUAAUUACAUAUUUAUAUCGACAUAUAUAUGGUUGAAUUUAUGUUUUAAUAUGAAGUGCGCGCCUUUUAUUUAUUCCUUUGUUUUAUGGGAACAAGAAUAUGGCAGGGUUGUAAUUAUAAUAAAAGUACUCCUGUAUU